AUGGGUUUAACCGAACCUAUAGUUGUUUCUGGUCCUUCUGGUUAUAUCCUUGAAGAUGUUCCUCAUUUGUCUGAUUACAUUCCUGAUCUUCCAACAUAUCAUAAUCCUUUGCAAGACAAUCCUGCUUAUUCAGUUGUUAAGCAAUACUUUGUGCAUGUUGAUGACACAGUUCCUCAGAAGGUUGUUGUUCACAAAGACAGUCCAAGGGGGACACAUUUUCGUCGUGCUGGACCGCGCCAGAAGGUGUACUUUGAAUCAGAUGAAGUUCAAGCUGCUAUUGUUACAUGUGGAGGUCUAUGCCCUGGACUCAACACUGUGAUAAGAGAAUUAGUUUGUGGCUUACACCACAUGUAUGGUGUGACUCGAGUUCUCGGAAUCGAGGGAGGAUAUAAGGGCUUCUACUCUCGCAAUACAAUUGCUUUAACUCCUUCUAGUGUUAAUGGUAUACAUAAGCGUGGAGGAACUAUUCUCGGUACUUCGCGAGGUGGACAUGACACCAAUAAGAUUGUUGAUAGUAUUCAAGAUCGCGGAAUCAAUCAGGUUUAUAUAAUUGGAGGAGAUGGAACUCAGAAGGGCGCAUCUGUAAUUUUUGAGGAAGUCAGAAGACGUGGUCUGAAAUGUUCGGUUGUAGGAAUUCCCAAAACCAUCGAUAACGAUAUCCCGAUUAUAGAUAAGUCCUUUGGCUUUGACACUGCUGUUGAAGAGGCUCAACGUGCUAUAAAUGCCGCACACGUUGAAGCUGAAAGUGUCGAAAAUGGUAUCGGUGUCGUCAAGCUGAUGGGUCGAGACAGUGGAUUUAUUGCGAUGUAUGCUACUCUUGCAAGUAGAGAUGUCGACUGUUGCUUGAUUCCGGAGUCACCGUUUUACCUCGAAGGUCCUGGUGGACUUUAUGAAUAUAUAGAAGAAAGACUAAAGGAAAAUGGUCACAUGGUUAUUGUGAUUGCUGAAGGAGCAGGACAGGAACUCCUUUCCGCGAGCAUGCAAUCUGACAAAAAAAAGGAUGCUUCUGGAAACAAGGUUCUUCUAGAUGUUGGGCUAUGGAUAUCUCAAAAUAUUAAGGAUUAUUUUGCCAGAGAGAAGACGCUGGCCAUAACUCUCAAAUAUAUAGAUCCAACCUAUAUGAUUCGAGCUGUUCCAAGUAAUGCAUCUGACAACGUGUACUGCACACUUCUUGCUCAAAGUGCUGUUCAUGGCGCAAUGGCAGGUUACACUGGCUACACUAGCGGACUUGUCAAUGGAAGACAAACUUAUAUACCAUUCUAUAGAAUCACGGAGAGGCGGAAUAAUGUUGUGAUAACUGAUAGAAUGUGGGCCAGGCUGUUAUCUUCGACAAACCAACCAAGCUUUAUAAAUGUCGAGGUUUCCAAUGAAGACGAAAAUGGCAAAAACUCAUUGGACCAGUUAGCAGAUGGACAUUGUUUGGAGGACACUUUGGUUGAUGAAAACGGCAGCAUUUCCACCGCAAUUGCUUGCUGA
Messenger RNA from Lathyrus sativus (Indian pea), 1476 nucleotides. The record is from the annotation of a GenBank genome assembly. Lineage: Eukaryota; Viridiplantae; Streptophyta; Magnoliopsida; Fabales; Fabaceae.